Messenger RNA from Mauremys mutica (yellowpond turtle), 14141 nucleotides. RefSeq names its product apolipoprotein B (gene APOB). Lineage: Eukaryota; Metazoa; Chordata; Testudines; Geoemydidae. Gene Ontology annotation, molecular function: cholesterol transfer activity; low-density lipoprotein particle receptor binding. Gene Ontology annotation, biological process: cholesterol homeostasis; triglyceride mobilization; cholesterol transport. The record is from RefSeq and is a predicted model, not a curated record. The coding region runs from base 58 to 13956 and encodes 4632 amino acids. Gene Ontology annotation, cellular component: very-low-density lipoprotein particle; low-density lipoprotein particle; mature chylomicron. The transcript is spliced from 29 exons.
UGAAGGGAGAAAGGAGAAGAACUGAGGGGACAGCAGCAAUAGGGUCCGGUGCUCACCAUGGGCCCUCCGCAGCACUGCCAGCUGCUGCUGCUGCUGUUGCUGCUCAGUAGUGAUGUUCUCACUCAAGAUGGGCCUGAAAGUGGAAAUUCAGCUUGCUCAAAAGAUGCAACCAGAUUUAAACAUCUCAGAAAAUACGUUUACAACUAUGAAGCAGAAAUAGCAAGUGGAGUAAAAGGAACAGCAGAUUCACGAAGUGGCUCAAAAAUUAACUGCAAGGUUGAGCUGGAGGUCCCACAGCUGUGUAGCUUCAUCCUGAAGACAAGCGAAUGUACUCUGCGAGAGAUGUCUGGUGUGGACGCUGAGGGAAAGACGCUCCUGAAACAGUCAAAGAACUCAGAUGACUUUGCCAGAGCCAUGGCCCAGUAUGAACUGAAAUUUAGCACUCAGGAUGGGAAGAAGGUCCAGCUGUAUUCAGAGAAGGAUGAACCAGUGAACAUUCUGAACAUCAAGAGAGGGAUCAUCUCAGCACUUAUGGUGCCAAUGGAAACAGAAGACAAUCUAAAAACAAUCUCCAUGGAUACCAUAUAUGGGAAGUGCGACAGUGAAGUUGAAGUCAAGGAUAGGAAAGGGAACACAGCAUCAGUUAUUUCAAUUAAUAGAAACCUGAAAACCUGCGAUAACUUCAAUCCCAUCAGAGACUAUGUCAGCCCAAUUGCCCUCAUAAAGGGACUGAACAGUCCACUAGCCACCCUGCUCAGCAGCAGUCAAUCCUGUCAGUACACUAUAGAUUUAAGGAGAAAGCAUGUGGCUGAAGUAGACUGCAGAGAAAACCACCUCUUUCUGCCUUCCUCAUACAAAAAUCAGUAUGGUAUGAUGGCACAAGUCACACAGACUCUGAAACUUCUUGAAACCCCCAAAAUCAACAGCAGAAACUUUGAUGAAGAUAAACUGGAAAAGAAAAGACUUUCCUUGGAAAGUGCUGAUACCAAAUCCCUCCGGCACGGAGAUGCUGUGCUGAAGGUCCUCCAGGAACUGCAGAAGUUGUCAGCCUCCCAGCAGAACCAGCAGAGAGCAAGUCUUUUUUACAAAUUUGUAACUGGACUUAGAGGCUUACACAAUGACACUCUAAGGUCUCUUGUACUGAAGAUGAUGGAGACCUCAAGUUCCAUCACAGUGCAGGGUCUGAUUCAGUGCGGUACCCCAGAUUGCAUGGGUUCUAUACUUCAAAUAAUAAGAACUGGAAAUGUUGAUCCUCUGGUGGCGGACGCAGUCACAUACAGCCUUGGACUCCUGCCUUUUCCAUGUACCAAAAGAAUACGGGAAAUUCUUAACAUGGCCCAGUAUCAGCAAAGUCGAGCUACUUUUUAUGCUUUAAGCCAUGCUGUUACCAAUUUCUACGAGGACAAGAAAACUGUGACACAGGAAAUAAUGGAUGUUGCAAACUUUAUGGAGUCAAUGAUUGGCAAUGAGUGCUCUGGGAAUGACGAGUUAACCUACCUCACACUUAGGGCUAUUGGAAACAUGGGCAAGGCAAUGGAGGUUGCUAAUCCAAACCUGAAAUCUGCUCUGAAGACAUGUAUCAAAAGUGAAGUUCCAUCAAUUUCUGUUCAGAAAGCAGCCAUCCAGGCACUGAGAAGAAUGACUAUUACUGAUGAGGACCGUACUGUGCUUCUGAAAGCUUUCCAAAAUGCCGAUGCUCCAGUUGAUAAACGUCUGGCAGCCUAUCUCAUGCUGAUGAAAGGUCCUUCUGCAUCCGAUCUCAACAAGAUCACUAGAGCGCUCCUAAGGGACAAAAGUGAACAAGUGAAAAGCUUUGUUGCUACCCACAUUGCCAACAUCUUGGACUCUGAGGAAGUAGGCAUCGAAGAUCUUAAAAACAAAGUAGAAGAAGCUCUUAAAGGAUCUCAGAUUCCAGCAGCCAAUGACUUCAGAAAGUUUUCACAAAAUUAUCAGAUUUCCAAACGUAUUUCCCUGCCCGGGAAUGAUCCUGUCUCAGCCAAAAUAGAAGGAAAUCUGAUAUUCGAUCCAAACACCUACAUUCCUAAAGAAACCAUGCUAAAAACUACUCUGCAGUUGUAUGGACUUAGCCCAAUGGAUAUCUUUGAGAUUGGCAUGGAUGGGAAGAGUUUCGAGCCAAUGCUAGAAGCAUUGUUUGGGCAGAAAGGGUUCUUUCCCGACAGUGCCAGUAAGGCUUUGUACUGGGUUGACGGCAGAGUUCCAGAGCAUGUCUCCAAGGCGCUCUUUGACUAUUUUGGUUACUCCAAGGAUGACAGACAGGAACAGGAUGUGAUGAAAGGAAUAAUGCUGAACUUUGAAAAACUGAUAAAAGAAAUGGGAAACAAUGAAGCUCCUGAAGGUAGGGCCUACCUCCGAAUCCUGGGAGAAGAACUUGGGUACAUGAAACUCAACGAUCUCAACAUACUGGGAAAUCUGAUUAUAAAGAGCAUUAAAACUCUGCAGGCCAUUCCAGAGAAGAUUGUGCAGGCCUUUUCUAAAGGUACAGAGGGUGACUUAUUUGUUCACUACAUCUUUAUGGACAAUGAAUUUGAGCUCCCAACCGGAGCAGGAUUGCAGCUCCAAGUUGCUUUCUCUGGAAUUGCAACUCCUGGAGCCAAGGCUGGGGUGAAGAUUCAACCAAAGAAUAUGCAAGCAGACCUGGUCAUUAAACCCUCAAUGGCAAUUGAGUUUAUAACUCAUGUGGGAGCAAACAUCCCAGCAUUUGCUAGAAGCGGCGUGCAGAUGAUCUCCAAAAUAUACCAUGAGUCUGGAAUAGAAGCCCGAGUUGGUUUGAGAGCCGGACAAUUAAAACUCAGCAUCCCUGCUCCAAAGACCCCUACCAAGCUCUUCAGCUUCAGUAACACAUUAUAUUUGGUCUCUCCAACCAAAACUGAAGUGAUUCCACCUCUGAUUGAGAACAGAGAGUCGUGGACGUCUUGCAAACCUUUCUUCGUUGGUCUAAAUUACUGUACUAAAGUAGCUUACUCUAAUGCCAGCUACACAGAUGCAGCACCAUACUACCCACUGACUGGAGAAAGCAGGAUUGAAAUUGAAAUACAGCCUACAGGAUCAGUACAGGAAUACUCUGCAAGUGCUAACUAUGAGCUACAGAGAGAGGAAAAUGGCCUGGUAGACACUUUGAAAUUUACCACUGAGGCAAAAGGUGUAAGACAAAGUGAGGCCACGCUGACCUUCAGAUACAAUAGAGACAAGAAGAUUUUGACCAGUGAUGUCCAAAUUCCAAAUUUUGAUAUUGACUUUGGUACCAACUUCAGAGUCAAUGAUGAAUCCACUCUGGAAAGGAGGGCAUAUACCUUUAUCUUAGACAUCAGCAACAAGAAGAUUCCCGAAGUUACUCUUACUGGUCGCAUAAGAUAUGAUGGGAAGAAAGAUGCAAUGCUGGGAGGUGUCAUUUCUAUCCCUCGCCUACGGACUGAACUCAUAACUGAAGCGUUGCUUCAUCAUUCACUGAACAGGGUUUCUCUUCAGAUGGACUCAUCUGCAACGGUUUAUGGGAACUCGAUUUCAGAGAGAGUUGUUUUCAGAUAUGAUAAUGAGAAGAUUGAACUAGAGUGGAAUUCAGGCACCAGCACGGCAGUGAAAAAGAUGUCUGCCAACUUCCCUGACUUUGCAGACUACCCGAAGGCUUUACAGAAGCAUGCCAAUGAGCUGCUGGAUCGUAAAGUGGCUAAUACAGAUAUGACAUUGCGGCACAUUGUCUCACAAUUCAUUAUGGCAACCCGUACCUGGCUGCAGAAGGCAUCCAAGGAUGUUCCUUAUGCCCAGACUUUACAAGAUAAGCUAAAUGGACUGCAGGAACUGAACAUUCAGACAAUGGGGCUGCCUGUUAUCACCAUUCCAGAGGAACUCUUCCUGAAAAGUGAUGGACGGAUCAAAUAUAUUUGGAACAAGGACAAUGUUAUAAUUAACAUCCCAUUGCCAUUUGGCGGAAGAUCAUCGCAUGAUAUAAGCCUGCCAAAGACUGUAAAAACACCUCCAUUGGUAAUGAAAUCAAUUGGAAUAAAUGUGCCAUCUCAGGAGUAUCAACUUCCACUAUUUACUGUUCCAGAGUCCUACCAACUUCGUGUGCCUUUACUGGGCACUUUAGAGGUCUCCACAAACGUAUACAGCAAUUAUUACAACUGGUCUGCAUCUUAUACAGUGGCUAACACCACAAAGAAUGUUUCCAGUAUGAGAACUAGUUACCUGAUGAAAGCUGAUUCUGUUUUCGACCUACUUUCAUACAGUGUGCAAGGUUCUGGAGAAGCAUUUUAUGAUCAGAAUACAUUCGAUUGCACAUAUGAGAGUUCCCUACAUCACAGACUCCUAGAUUCAAAUUUUAAAUUUAUCAGGACAAACAAAUAUGAACCUACCCUCACUGUAAAACAGACCAUUUCACUUACGGCAUCUAGCACUCUGGGCACUCAGCUCUCCUUUUCUACAGAUACGGAUUUCAGCCAGAAAAAUAAUUUGAAUAUCAACAAAGUACAAAUGGAAGGGGAGUUGAGAGUUGCUUCAGCCUUUGCUAAAGGAAUUUACACUCUCUCAAGCACCUAUAACAAAAACAGCCACGACUUAACUGGGAAAUCCAAUCUGACAUUUGACUCAUCUUACCUUCACGCUACCAACCAGAUAACUGGCAAGAGAACUGAUGAUGUACUGUCAGUCACUUCAGUCUCUAAUAUUCAGAGUGGUAUCAUAACAAACACAGCUUCACUGAAGUAUGAAAAGAGCCGACUGAAUGUGAAGUCAGAAACAAAUGGAAGAUACCAAAACUUCGCAGGUCUCAACAAGUUUGAAUUAAUUUUGGCAAAGCAGAUGGCUGCAGUUCACUCUGAAUACCAAGCAACUUAUGAAGAAAACCGGUAUUACACCAUCCUUUCAGGUUCCCUUAAUUCCCAGGGUCUUGAACUAAAUUGUGAUGUUGCUGUGAAUGCUCAACGAAACCGAGCAGCACAUAAGUCUACAUUAAGGAUUAACCAGGAUGGUUUGGCUAGCAGCGCAACCACAAAUCUGCAGUUUAAUCCACUAAUGUUGCAGAAAGAAAUGAAUGCUAGAAUUGAUGCUUCUGGAGGCACCUUGGCAGUUACUGCUAAGGGGCGCUAUGGUAAACACAAUGCCCAAUUCAGCGUAGAUGGAAGAAUGGCCCUAACGGAAAUAGCGCUAGGAAGUGUAUAUCAGAGCACAAUUCUGGGCAUGGACAGCAAAAAUGUCUUAAACUUUAGAGUUAAUAGAGAAGGACUCAAGUUUUCGAAUAACUUGAUAGGAUCAUACAAGGAAAUGAAUCUUGAGCACGUGAAUGAGCUGAACAUUCCUGGCUUAUCCUUAACAUUUACUUCAAAAUUAGACAAUACCAUCAGCUCUGACAAGUCCCACAAGCAUUAUUUUGAGCUACAGCUACAGCCCUAUUCACUCACAGCUAAAUUGAACAAUGACUUAAAAUACAGUGAAACUGAUGUAACCAACAAAGCACAGUUACGACUGGAGCCACUGAAGCUGACGCUGACUGGUAAUGUGAGAGGAGCAUACAGAACAGAUGAAGUGAAGCAUACAUAUGCCAUCACUUAUGCUGAUCUGGCUGCAAAUUUUAAAACAGACACAGCUGCAAAACUUCAAGGCACAGCACUCAUCCACAAAAUGAACCUGGAUGUUGCAGGGCUUGCUUCCUCAAUUACUAUCAAUACAAACUAUGAUGCAAAAUCCCUGCAUUUCACCAAUGUAGUACGUUCUGCUAUGGCCCCAUUUACUGUCACUGCUGAUGUACACACCACUGGUGAUGGGAGACUAUUUGCUAUGGGGGAACAUACUGGACAACUGUACAGCAAAUUCCUGUUUAAAGCAGAGCCCUUAGCUUUCACAUUCUCCCAUGAUUACAAAGGAUCUACCAGCCACAGCCUAACUAGUGGAAAAAAAUACACUACAUUACUUGAUAACAAAAUCCAUAUGCUUUUCACUCCAUCAGAGCAGUCAAGUGCCUGGAAAUUGAAGAGUCAAGUGAACAAUAAUGUAUACACACAGGAUCUUGGUGCUUACAAUGAUGCAGAAAAAACUGGUGUGGAACUUAGCGGACAAGCUUUAGCAGACCUCACUAUAAUGGACUCACCAAUUCAAGUACCAUUAAUGUCCGAACCAAUUAAUUUAAUUGAUGUUCUAGGUAUGAGGGAUGCCAUGGAACAGCCUCAAGAAUUCAGCAUCUCUGGUUCUGUGAAAUAUGAUAAGAACAAGAACGAGCAUGUUAUCAACCUGCCAUUCCUAGAAUACCUGCCUGCUUACUUUGAACAAAUCAGGGGUGUGAUUCUAUCCACACUGCAGUCUAUACAAAGGUACUUUAAAAGCAUAAAUAUAGAUCAAUAUAUGAGGAAGUACAGGACAACUAUGGAUAAGCUCCCACGGCAGGUGAAUGACUACAUGAACAAAUUAGAUUUCAAAAGCAAGGUUAACGGCAUGAAAGAGAAAUUGGUUGCUUUCACAAAGGACUAUAGAAUAACAACUGAUGACAUCCAAAGUGCACUGGAAAAUGCCAGAAUCAGUUUGCAGGAAGCACUGUCUCAGCUGCAGAUUUACCUGAUACAACUUGAGCAGCAUAUCAGAGAUAAUUAUGAUCAGUAUGACAUUAGAAUAGUUAUUGAAAAACUGAUUGACCAAAUAGUUGAAAAAAUGAAAGUUCUGGAUCAACAGUAUAAAAUCAGUGCAACGAUGAUUAACACUAUUCAAGACUUACAGUCCAUUAUUGCUCAGUAUGACCCAAGCAAAAUAGAAAGCAGUGCCAAAGCCUGGAUUCAAAAUAUGGAUGCUGAGUACAAAAUCUUAGCUCAGGUACAAGGAAAACUAGAACAGCUCAAGAGUCAGAUUCACAAUAUUGAUGCCAAACGUGUUGCAGAAAAUUUGAAACAACAGGUACAGGCUGUUGACAUUAAAAAGCUUCUAGAAAAAAUCAGGAGUUCGUUACCAGUUCAAAAAAUGAAUGAAAUUAUUGAACAAAUUAAAGAUAUUCUCCUCAAUUUGAUGGAGGAUUAUGAAGUUGCUGAGAAGAUCAGUGCUUUCCGAGGCAAAAUGCAUGACAUGAUCAUGAAGUAUGAGAUUGACAAGCAGGCUCAUUUUCUAAUGGACAGGAUGAUACAAUUGUCUGACCAAUAUAAAGUGAAAGAAACUGUCCAAAAGCUAACCGUUUCCCUGAAAAAAAUUGACAUAAGAUCAUUCUUUGAUAAAAUUGUAAGUGUUAUUGAUGAUGCUGUCAAGCAAGUGCAAGCAUUUGAUUAUCAAAAAUUGAUGGAUGAAGUCAACAAAUUCCUUGACAUGGUUAUAAAACAGCUAAAGAAUUUUGAUUAUAACCAGUUUGUAGAUCAAACAAACAACAAAAUCCGGGAAAUUACCCAGAAAAUCAAUGAUGAAAUCAGAACCCUAGAACUCUCACAGAAAGCAGAAGCAUUAAAACAGUAUAUGAAGGAUGUCAAUGUUGCAGUUUCAAAAUUCAUGGAACAAUUAAAAGACACCAAGCUUAUAGCAGUCAUUGAUUGGUUCAGGGACCUCCUAAGUUCAACAGCAUUUGCUGAUCUGAAAGUCAAGCUAAAUGAAAACCUGGAAGAUCUACGAGACAGGAUUUAUCAAAUGGACAUUCCAAAAGAAUGCCAGAGAUAUCUUGAGAAGGCAAGCCAGUUCUACAAUACCAUUGUCGCAUAUAUUUCUGACCAAUGGGACAUUGCUUCUAAGAAGAUUGCUCUUUUAGCUGAGCAGUAUGAUGUAAAAAAAUGGGCUGAAAAAGUGAAUGUGUUUGUUGAAACAGGUUUCAGUGUUCCUGAAAUCAGAACUGGCCUAGUCAACAUACCUGCCUUUGAAGUCAGUCUCCGAGCUCUCCGGGAAGCGACAUUUCAAACACCAGAUUUCGUAGUUCCAUUAACUGACUUGCAUAUCCCUUCUUAUCAAAUCCACAUAAAAAAACUUAAAGACAUACAAAUUCCAGUCAGGUUUACUACCCCAGAAUUUACUAUUCUAAAUACCUAUAAGGUUCCUUCUUAUACAAUUGACCUGAAUGAAAUCAAACUGAAGAUUGUGAAAACAAUAGACCAAAUGAUGUCCAGUGAAUUUCAAUUGCCAGUACCUGACAUGUAUUUUAGAGAACUAAAGAUGAAAGAUAUGCUUUUUUCUGACAUUUCUUUCCCAGAAAUUCAUAUACCUGAGCCACAAAUACCUGAAUUCUUGAUCCCUAAACUAAAUCUAAAUGAGUUCCAGUUUCCUAACAUUCAGAUACCAGAGUACCAACUGCCACGUAUUCCACACACAGUCACUGUCCCUACAUUCGGCAAACUGUCUGGUGCUUUCAGAAUAGCUUCUCCAUUCUUCACACUGUCCACUUUUGCUGGCAUUCAGAACACUACAGCUUCUGUAAACAGCCCAGAAUUUGUAGCCACUGUUUCAGCUCAAGCAACAUCCAGAUUAGAUUUCCUUGCUUUCACUGUGAACGCGGAUGCUCGCCUCUCAGCCCCUGAGAUGCAGCAGCUGAUCCUUAAAGAAACCAUGAAGGUCACCCAUACGCUUCUUAAAGUUGAUCACAACAGUGAAGUGAUAUUUUUGGGGACUUCUGUACAGGGGAAAGCUGAAACUACUACAAGCUUACGUACUACAAAGAAUUUGAUGGAAGUACACAACAACUUACUGGUCAAGCUAGAGAGGAAAAUUUUGAUGCAGAGCAGGACAACAUAUUCUCACAGACUGAACAUCCCACAAGCUGAUCUCUCCAGCCAGGCUGAUCUGAUGAAUGACAUGCUAACAGAGUUAGAAGCAGGACACAUAUCAUUUACUUCCAGUGGUAAAGGAAACUGGAAAUGGGCUUCUCCUGAUUUCUCCGAUGAAGGCACCCAUGACUCCCGUGUCACUUUUACGAUGGAGGGGCCCAUUAUUGCAUUUGCUGCUGAAAACAGGAUAAACGACAAAUACUUGAAAAUCAACCAGAAUGUGAAUUAUGAAUGUGGUCUCCUAAAUUAUGCAACACUUCAGCUUCAGUCUGAAGUUGAGUCACAAUAUGUGGGUCGUAGCACUUUAAGUGUACAAGGCACAGGGCAGCUUGCAACAAUGAAAGUAGAAAUAAAAGGAAAUCAUGUGGCUAAGCUCAAUGGGAGAGUUGCUGGAACCAUAAAUAAUAAUGUUGCCUUUUUGGUGAAGCCCUUUGAAGUUAGCAUAUCAACAAACAAUGAUGGGAAUGUGAAAGUUAGUUUUCCAUUGAAGCUGACUGGCAAAAUUGAAUUUCUGAAUAACUAUGGUCUGGUGCUCAGUUCCUCUGCUCAACAAGUCCAUUGGCAAGCUAGUGGCAGAUUCAAUCAGUACAAAUAUUCCCACAGCAUGUCUGCUGGGAACACUGAAGACAAGAUUGAAGCUCAUGUGGGGAUGAAUGGUGAAGCCAACCUGGACUUCCUAAAUAUUCCUCUAUCAAUUCCUGAAUUUCACAUUCCUUAUGUUGGAAUCAAAACUUCUCAGAUGAUGAAAGGGUAUUCACUGUGGGAACAGACAGGCCUGAAGGAUUUAUUGAAGACUACAAAGCAAUCAUUUGAUUUAAAUCUGAAUGCCCAAUAUAAGAAGAAUAAAGACAUGCAUUCUCUCCCACUUCCCUUAAAAGCAGUGCAUGAAGCAAUUAAUCAGUACAUCAUUUUCUUCAAUAGACAUUUUGAGAAAGGAAGGGACAAUGCAUUAGAUUUUCUCACCAGUUCAUACAACAAAGCCAAGAUAGAGUUUGACAAAUAUAAAGUAGAAACUUCAUUCAACAAACUACCACGGACUUUCAGGAUUCCUGGAUAUACCAUUCCCAUUGUGAACAUUGAGGUGUCUCCCUUUACAGCAGAGCUGCCAGCAUUUGGUUAUGUGAUCCCCAAAGAAAUAAGCACAACAGGCUUCACCAUCCCACUUAUUGGGUUUUCAGUGCCGUCUUACACAUUAGUCCUACCGUCACUGGAGAUGCCGGUCCUUCAUGUUCCCAAAGAUCUGCGCACACUUAAGCUUCCUAAAUUCACAGUGCACAGCCCUUCAAACCAUAUCUUGAUUCCUGCUUUGGGAAACAUUACCUAUGACUUUUCAUUUAAAUCCAGUGUGAUUACCUUGAAUACAAAUGUUGGGCUUUUCAACCAGUCUGAUGUUGUUGCUCGCUUCAGUUCCUCAUCUUCUUCCGUCAUUGAUGCACUGCAGUUUAAUUUAGAUGCUACAACAAGCCUGACGAGGAAAAGGGGUUUGAAACUGGCCACAGCAUUGUCCCUGAGUAAUAAUAAAUUUGUGGAAGGAAAGCAUGACAGCACUGUUAGCCUCACAAAGAGGAACAUGGAAGCUUCAGUGACAACAAAUGCAAAGAUCAACAUUCCAGUUUUUAAAAUGAAUUUCAAGCAAGAGCUUACAGGAAACACUAAGUCCAAGCCUACUGUUUCCUCAGCCAUUAAUUUUAAUUAUGAUUUUGAUACUCUUAGAUAUGGUGCCAGUGCUAAAGGUGCAGUUGAUCACAAACUUACUCUGGAAAGUCUUACAUCUUACAUUUCUGUAGAGACAGCAACAAAAGGAAACAUCAAUGGAAUGUUAUACACCUUAAAUCCAUUUUCUGGGAUGCUAAUCCAUGAGGCAAAUACCUACCUGAACUCUAAUGGAGCUCGCUCCUCGGUCAAGCUGGAGGCUAACUCUAAAGCAGAUGGAAUCUGGAAUGUGGAAAUGACAGAAAAAGUUGCUAUUGAAGCAUCUACACGUCGUGUUUAUGCAGUCUGGGAGCACAAUGGGGAAAACUAUGCACAAUGUACCCCUCUUCUGAGAACUAAAGGGACUCAGAGCUGCAGAGUAACCUUAGAACUGGUUCCUUGGAGUAUGUCAGCAUCUCUUCAGCUACAAGCUACUCAACCAAAUUCCUUCCUGGACAUAGCUUCAGUUAAUCAGGAAGUUUUAAUGAACAUCAACACUGAAAACCAGAAACUUGGCUGGAAGGGUGAAGGCCAAAUUCAGUCAUUAUCUCUCAGUCAUAAUAUGCAGUUAUCAAAUGAAAAAUCAAAGGCACAAUUUGACAUUUCUGGGUCUUUGGAAGGACAUGUCGAUUUCCUCAGGAACAUUGUGUUUCCAGUUUAUGAAAAGAGUUUAUGGGAUAUAUUGAAACUGGACCUCACUACCAGUGCUGACACAAAGCAGUACUUAAAUACUUCUGCAUCCAUAAUUUAUACAAAAAGUGAAGAUGGUUACUUUUUACCUAUAUAUGUGAACAGACUGGCUGACGGCUUCACAAUCACUGUUCCUGAGAUGCAUCUAGAAGCUCCAGAUCCAGUUCUCACAACUCCAGAAUUUCAAGUUCCUUUUACAACCCUGCAAGUUCCAUCGUAUACCAUUGACUUGCGCAAUAUAAAAGUUCCACACAAGCUAAGCAUAAUGCCUUUUGACAUCAAUUUACCCUCUCUGCCAAGAAUGAGAUUCCCCAAAGUAGAUGUAGGAAACAAGUACAUUACACUGGAAGAAUAUAAAAUUCCAUACUUUGAGGUGACAGUACCUCAGUACCAAAUAACUCUAUCUCAGUUCACUCUUCCAAAAAGCAUUUCCCUUGGUAAUAUGUAUGUGGAUCUGAGUGAAGUGGCUAAUAAGAUUGCAGACUUUGACUUGCCAACAAUUACAAUUCCUGAGCAGAAAAUAGAGAUCCCACCUCUCAAAAUAUCCUUGCCUGCUGGAAUUUAUUUCCCUGCAUUCGGUGCUUUGACUGGAUCUUUCAGAGUUGCUUCACCAUUGUAUAAUGUCACCUGGAAAACAGACGUAAAAAACAACAAGGACUCUUUUACAUAUUCCAUUGAUUCUACCUCCAGUUCAACACUACAGUUCCUGGAAUAUGACCUGGAAGCUGUAUCAACCAGCAGACAUGAAGGUGAUGUGUCUGUGGGAAAGAUAACAGGCAGCUUUUCACAUCGUGACAUGAGUGUGGACUAUAAGGAAGAUCUGACUAUGCAAGGAUUUAGAGUCUUGGCUCACACUGCAUUACUAAAGAUCACCAGCCCAACCUUUACUGAUGUUCAGAUGCGUUAUUGGGGAGAUAGGCACAGGAUCUCCUCAUCGGUAUCUUCACCUUCUGCGGGCACCCUGGGUUUUCGUGUUGAGAUGGACAGAGAUAUUCUCCGGGGGAAAAUUUACUACCAAACUCAACAGUCUGCCUCUCGGAAAGAAAUUGACUUAUUAAAAAGUGAGAUAUCAUUCAAGAAGCCUGACCUGAUUCAGAUCAAAACUAACUGGAACGAUGCUGCUGCUACAGACAUGCUGAGUGGUCUAAAAGAAAAGGUACCUACAAUUACGGAGGCACUCUAUAACAGUAUUAACAAGUACCACCGUGAGCAUACAGGGAUGGAAAUCAGUGCAGCCACCCUAAAGCUGAAGAACAUCAUGCAAAACAAGGCUGACGAAGCAUACCACUUAGCCACAAGAAAAAUAGCUGAAAUGGAUCUUGACCUCCGCACAGCUGCCUACGAUGCCACUGGGAAAUACCAAGAGAUGACAGCCAAAGCUAAACAGUUAUAUCAAGGAUCAUCAGAUCAAGCAGUCCAGAUUGACUACCAGCAAAUAAGAACAAAGAUUUUUGAUGCUACAAUGGAUGUAAUAAGGGAAUAUCACAAGAGGGUAAAGCACCUGAUUGACUCAACCAUCGAAUUCCUGAAGAUCACAAAAUUCCGGGUCCCUGGGCUGGCUGAGAAGUAUACUGGUGAAGAACUGUAUGUAAUGGCUACAGAGGAGGCAGCAAAAGCUACUGAUCUAUGCAUUUCAAAAAUGCAAGAGUAUUUCGACGUUUUGAUUGCAUUUGUCAAUGAGAUGGAAGUUAAAGUUCCUGCUUCUGACAGAAUUCUCAAAGGCAGUGAAGUGCUUGAUCAAAUUAAAGAAAUGCUAAAACAUUUGCAGAACAAAGCCAGACAGAUAUUUGCUACUCUUCAUGAGGCUGACUUUGCAGAAAAGCUUACGCAACUGAAACAAUUAGUGCAGCAAGUUUUCCAAAAUGUAGAAGAAAUUAUUAGAAACUUACAAUCGAAAAACUUUGAAGAGAUUAAAGUUCAAGCACAACAGAUGUACAGUGAUGCCAUCAACUCAGACUAUGCAGAAAAAUUGAGAUCCUCGACAGAGAAUAUUAAAACACAACUUUCUCAGUUAAAAGACUUUAGCCAGAAGACAUUUCAAGAGAUUUCAGAGAAAUUACAUCAGAUUCUUCUAUAUGUAAAAGCACUGCGGGAGGAAUAUUUUGAUCCAAGUUUAGUUGGGUGGUCAGUCAAAUACUAUGAAGUAGAAGACAAGGUGCUAGAUUGGUUAAAGAGUCUAAUAGAUGCUCUAGUGGACUGGCAUGCCAAAUACAUUGGAGAUACUGCUGACUUGGUUUCACGUCUGACUGAUCAAAUACAAGAAUUUGUGGAAAACCAUGGCCAGAGGUAUUAUGAUCUGGUUACUGAUGCUGAUGGAAAAGGAAGACAGAAAGCCAUUGAGCUCUCUUCUGCUGCGCAGGAAAAGAUCCGAUAUUGGUCUGAAACUGCCAAAAAGAGUUCUGCUGAAUAUAACAAACUAGUCAAAGUGAAAAUACAGGAUGCCUAUAACCAACUCAGCCAAGCCUAUGAAAGGCUAAUCAGUGCAACACAAAAAUUAAUUGAUCUGGCUAUAGAAAAGUACUCUACGUUCCUCCAGUACAUCACGGAGUUGCUCCAUCAUCUUGAGAAAAUGACAACUGAUAGCAUAAGGCCGUACAUAGCUGUUCGUCAAGGAGAGCUUAGAAUAGAUGUGCCUAAACCAUUUGACUGGCAAUCAAUGCCCCAAUUAUAUGAGGAGGCACUCAGAAAAAAAUUGGAAAUAACACGCAUGUUGAUUCAGAAAGGCAUGGACCAAGACUCCAAGACAUGGAUAGAAUUGCAAACAUUUAUUGACCAGCAGCUUGCUGAUGAGCAACUGAAUAUUCAGCAGAUUAUUGAAAAUAUACAGCAGCGCAUAAGAACCUGAAUGGACAUGUAGAAGAGCUAAAAAUCACAAAUUUGUAUCACACUGUAUUUAAAAGAUGACAGCAAUCAACAUAUUGGAACUUCGGGAAGAUACUGUCUGAGUUUGUACUUGUAAAUGAAACUGAAUAAUCUACAGCGGGUUAUUUUAAUGUGCUUCAAAAGCCAAUAAAUGAAUUCUUUAUUACA